Molecule: messenger RNA, 3180 nt
Organism: Schizosaccharomyces japonicus yFS275
Lineage: Eukaryota; Fungi; Ascomycota; Schizosaccharomycetes; Schizosaccharomycetales; Schizosaccharomycetaceae
Product: hexose transporter Ght2
Exons: 1
Coding region: 1278-2852 (524 amino acids)
Biological process (GO): transmembrane transport; D-glucose import across plasma membrane; proton transmembrane transport
Cellular component (GO): membrane; plasma membrane
Molecular function (GO): transmembrane transporter activity
Source: RefSeq, a predicted model, not a curated record
ACACUUUACGUCGUUUUGCGACACGAACAAUACAAUGUUUUUCAGCACUUGCUUAACCUAGCUGCCAUCGCGGUUCGACCCAAGUGCGCUUCCUGCCCAGCGGCACUGGCUGCCUGGCGACACGUCCACACACUCCCUGCUGCCGUUGGUGGCUCUGGGACCGAGUCGCAGCGCUGCUACCGACGCUUCUUACACUCUCACGAGUCGCUCACAACCGCUUGUUCGCGUUCAUUCGUUCUUCUGCCUACGGUCAACAAUCUGCUAAUAAGGUCGCCCCGGUUUUGGUACGCGAAUUUUAUUGGUCGCCGAAGCGAAGCUUACUCGCAGUUUCGCUCGCCCCGCGGAAAAUCACUGCAACUUUACCGUCGGCUUAUGACAUCGGGCUUACGUAUGCGCCUUUGUCUGAUUGGCCAGCACGAGGGCUGUUCCCAACGCCGAUGGAAGCCUUGCCGACUAUGAGCGCGAGGUGCUGCAACACGGGGAUUCUCGAGGUUACUGAUUGUUUUCGCUUCCGCACGGAACGCAUCGUCGUCAGCUUCUGCGGCAUUUUCUUUUCUAUGUUUGUGCGCGUCUUCCGUCCUACUCCACACCAUUUUGGCAUGAUUUUUCCCCAACGUGUUACCCCGGUUGCCGCUUGUGGGACUCGCCCCGGGGCAUCUCACCACCCCCGCCAAACCUUGAUGCCCCUGUGUUCCGGUGACGUACUCGGUAACGAUUGGCGCCCACAGUUGCAGCAUCACGUUUUGUCCGGUUUGGUUUCUUCCAUUGGCCUGCUCAAAUGCUCCGUUAUCCAAUCGCACUGCCGCUAUGCUCUUCUUUUUGUGGGAUAGCCAAUAGGCUGUUUUGUUGUCAAUCUAUGACGUGGAUGUCUGAAUUGCCGGCAUUGUUAGUGCCCCAACUUCGCGACAACAGCUUAACUCGUACGUGGUCAGUUUGUUACUUCAGAAAUGUAUAAAAGGCUUGCCGUUCCCCGGCAUUCUCCACAAUCACACAUCCUACGGAGAACCAGCUUGUCGUCCUUAGUCAAUAAGAAGCUUGAGCAACUUUUACUCACUUCUAAUACCAACUAAAGAGAUAUCCAUACCUUCUCUUGGAGCCUUCUAAUACACACGUCUUAUUUUAUAUAUUUCGUGGUUCGAUUUAUUCGUCAAGGACGUUUAAUUGUCUCUAAUCCGUUCUUCCGUUAGACGGUCAUUCUUUUCAUUUCCAGGCUUGACAUAAGCUGCCUUCUUUUUCGUCGUUCUCUUUUGUCAGUCUUUCAUUAAUAUAUAUCCAAGAUGGCGAAGGUUAUGACUUUGGUCAUGUUGAUCUUCGUGUCAAUGGCCGGUUGGAUGUUCGGUGCUGAUACUGGUUCCAUCGGUGGUAUCACGAACAUGUCUGCUUUCAAGGAGCGUUUCGCUGACCGGUAUGAUCCGGCAACGAAGACUUACAGCUACUCUUCUGCUCGUCAAGGUUUGUUGACGGGUAUGGUUAACGUUGGUUCUUUCACUGGUUCUCUUAUCUCGUCCCCUAUUGCUGAUCGCAAGGGUAAGCGUGUUGCUAUUAUGGGUUUCGUCGUUGUCUACAUCAUUGGUAUUGUGAUUCAAGUCACUACUCAGUUCUCUUGGGUUCAAAUCAUGGUUGCUAAGAUUUGGACUGGUAUCGGUAUCGGUGCCUUGUCUGUGUUGGCUCCUGGUUACCAAUCUGAAACUGCUCCUCCCAGUAUUCGUGGUACCGUCGUUACUACCUACCAACUUUUCGUUACUGCUGGUAUCUUCAUUGCCGCUUGUAUCAACAUGGGUACCCACCACUACAACGGUUCUGCUCAAUGGCGUUCUUCCAUGGGUAUCAACUUCAUCUGGGGUUUCAUUACCUUCAUCGGUAUCUCCUACCUUCCUGAGUCCCCUCGUUACUUGAUCUCCGUCAACCGCGAUGAGGAGGCUCUUCGCAUUAUGGCUAACAAUGCUGACUUGCCUAUUGACCACCCUGAUGUCCAAGAUGAGUACCACCGUGUCAAGGCUGACUGUGAAGCUGAGCUCGCUGGUGGUCCCGCUACUUGGGGUUCUAUCUUUGGUAAGGAAAUUCGCUACCGUACUUUCUUGGGUGUCGCCGUCAUGUCUCUUCAACAACUUACUGGUAACAACUACUACUUCUACUACGGUACUCAAGUCUUCAACGGUACCGGUAUCUCCAGUCCUUUCCUUGCUGCCUUGAUUCUUGAUGCUGUCAACUUUGUCUGUACCUUUGGUGGUUUGGUUGUCCUUGAGCGUUUCGGUCGUCGUAACCCUCUUAUUCUCGGUGGUGUCUGGCAAUGCUGCUGUUUCUUCAUUUACGCUGCUGUCGGUCAAAAGGCCCUUUACCGUAAGGAUGGUACCUCUAACCACGGCGCUGGUACCGUUAUGAUUAUCUUCUCUUGUUUCUUCAUUUGCGGUUUCGCUAUGACCUGGGGUCCCGCUGCAUACGUUAUUGUCGGUGAGUCUUAUCCUGCUCGUUACCGUUCCAAGUGUGCUGCCGUCGCUACCUCUGCUAACUGGGUUUGGAACUUCUUGAUUUCCUUCUUCACUCCCUUCAUUACUGCUUCUAUGGGUUUCAAGUACGGUUACGUUUUCGGUGCUUGCAACCUUUGCGCUGCUAUCGUCAUUUUCUUGUUCGCCAAGGAAACCAAGGGUCUUUCUCUUGAGGAGAUUAACGAGUUGUAUCUCUCUGACAUCAAGCCCUGGCAAUCUGGUGCUUUCAAGCCCAGCUACAGUGACAUGAAGCGUGAGGAGCAAGAGCAAAACGAGAAGCGUCGUGGUGUUCGCGGUGAGAGUGUUCAAUAUGUUGAGAAUGGCAAUGCUAACUCUAGCGAUGCCACUCACAGCUCUGACUUGUAGAUUGCCUUGGCAGUCUAAAGUUCUCUCCGCCGAACCCCUACACGGUGUAAUUCACCUCCCUCACAGAAUGCUUCCACGCGUUUGUUGUGCGGCAAAAGGCAGGGCCUUUGUCGUUUAUAGACUUUCACUCGCCUCUGGUUUUUCUCCUCGUCUCUUUUGACGAGGACUGUCAUCUCAUUCCAUAUUUACCCAACUUUUUCUUUCGCUUUUUACAACCCCAUACGGGUUAACUGUCUUUGCGUGUAUUAUUGUAAAGAGUUUCAUGUUAUUAUCAUAUUGCGAUUAUUCUAAGAAUAAAAAUGCCUAUAGACUCGGCGAUGUUCAUUAA